AUGUUCACCCUGAUCAGCAAAGUGGUCGCUUUUUUGGGAAUACUUUCCUUUGUGAAGGCUUACAGUAUAAACCCUUACAUUGAAGAGGGAAUACCUGAAAACGCCAACAUAACUACAGAUCCUUUUGUAAAAAUAGGAAACGGCUAUUAUUACAUUGAGAAUUCUCAGACUGUAAAUUGGUAUACGGCGUACCACUCUUGUCGAAAAUUGGGUGCUGAUCUAGUUACCUUAGAGAACCAGGAAGAACUGAAGGCCCUACAGGAGUAUAAUCUAACCAGUGGGUUCUAUUGGACCUCUGGCUCAGACUUGGCGUUCACCGGAAAGCACGUUUGGUUCUCCGAUGCCGAGUCUAUAUCAUCCGAUCUUUGGCUUCCCAAUGAACCCAAUAAUGCGGAUUGCAAUGAAAGAUGUGUUUUACUUUCUGUGGCUAAUACCUUGGCAGAUUCUGGCCUAAAUGAUGUGACUUGCUCGAGGAACACUAGCUUUAUUUGCGAGUCUCCCACACCAAUGACAGCAUCCUUUGUUAUUUGGUAG
This is a messenger RNA of Drosophila bipectinata, 534 nucleotides long. RefSeq names its product C-type lectin 37Da-like. Lineage: Eukaryota; Metazoa; Arthropoda; Insecta; Diptera; Drosophilidae. The record is from RefSeq and is a predicted model, not a curated record.